AUGGUUGCGCUUGGCUCAUGUGGACCGGGACCGAACGAGGCACGCAAUCUACAUCAAAUUAUGACGACACCAAUCACAUCAAAGCUAAUUGAGUUAUCAAGCGAUGGAGGCGUGCGGAUUUUUACUCCGCAUUGUCUUGGCGAUUUUUCUUGGUAUUUGUGUUUUUUCUUGCAGCUGCGAUGCUGCAAGCCCCUGCCCAGUGCGGGCUAUUCGUGUGUUCACACUCGAGGGUGUCAAAUGCGUUUGCAAGGACGCAUUUUAUGGCGAAAAGUGCCAGUUCCGAGGUAAGAUGAAAAAUUGUCCUUUUGGGCUGUUACUUUGGAAAGAAGAGUUCAAUAGUGACUUUAAAAACUACUUUUGUGCGAAAAACAAACGCUUUGAAAAUGUUUUCCUGUUUUCUAUAAGCGCGCACCGACAGAAAUACAAAACAGUAAUUUCUCUGAAUUAACGUUUCUAAAUAUGGAAAGAAAACUGCAAUACUAAAAUUGCGCGAUUUUCUCUGUUAGCUAGAAAUCAGACAUUCGUGGUUUUUAUGACGUUUAUUAAAAGCGCGCAAAUACAAAGUUUAUCUUAAUAAGCGAUUUUCCGAAAUUUGUUCAGCGCUUUUCGGCUUGUCUUGUCAAUAUCAAAAUGCUUUAUUACUUUUAUUUAGCACAAAAUUCGUUCGUCAUAAAUGCAACUUGGACAAGCGUUAAUCACGCUCGAGUUCAGUGGGAAGCUGAUGGAUUGCGAGUUGAAUCGUUCAAGAUUUUGAUUCGAAAAGUCAAGUACGACGCCCUCGGCUUACCCACAUAUAGCAAGUGGAAAGGAAGUUACGAAGAAGUGAAUAACAAAAUGAAAAACAACAGCGAAGAUGGUGUUGUGAAAGAAAUGUACGUCCAUUUAUUUCUGGACAAAACGUCCACAUCGGAAAUAAUUAUCAUCAAGAAUGAUGACAAAAAGAAAUCGGCGGCGAUUUUUAUUGACCCACCAAUGGCACGAGCUUUCGGUAAGCAAAGGAGAAGAAUGAGAACAAAAAUAGGACGACAACAAAACAGCAACAGCAUGAACAAAACAACAAACAAGAACAGGAACAACAGCAGCAGCAACAGCAACAGCAACAGCAACAGCAACAGCAACAACAACAACAACAACAACAACAACAACAAUGAAAACAAUACAAGUAACAGCUACAAAAAGAACAACAACAAGAAUGGUAAUGAAGAAUAA
Molecule: messenger RNA, 1209 nt
Organism: Paramuricea clavata
Lineage: Eukaryota; Metazoa; Cnidaria; Anthozoa; Malacalcyonacea; Plexauridae
Source: the annotation of a GenBank genome assembly